UCUGUAAAGGGUGAUAGCAGCUUUUGUGAGUCGCGAGAGGCUAGUCAAGUAAGUACGUCUUCUUCUUCCCGAGACAUCGCGAGAAUGGCCCCCGAGUGCAAGGUAUGUCGCGCCAACUACUCCCAGGGCGCGAAGGCCCCGGUGGCUCUCUCCUGCGGCCACAGCACCUGCAGGGAGUGUCUCCAGCACAUCUACAACGAUGCCAGGCAGCUCAAGUGUCCUACGUGUCGGAUGGUCCACACAGGAGCGGCCCUGAAGGAUCUGAAGGAUAAUUUCGAUCUGCUGGGCGAGGCGACGGCGGAGCAGCCGAGGCCACAGAGGGGCAACCAGGAGGGGAAUCAGACGACAAUACGAAUCAUCGUCAAAGACCUCACAGACAAGCAGUUCUUCAUCAACGUCGACCCAAAAGACACGUUCCUCCGCGUGAAGGAGACGCUGCACGCCCAGUACGGCCUCACCCCCGAGAACAUCCGACUCCUGUACAGAGGGCAGCGACUUCAGGACGACAAGACACCGAACUUCUACAACAUCGUCGAAGGCACAACGAUCCAGAUGUCGACGACGUAUAAGGGAGGGAAGGGGCGAGAGGACCUGUCUGUUCCUGCUGAGGUCGAGGCGUGAUUCCUCUGACGGUGUUCUCUACUUUUUUCU
Messenger RNA from Penaeus vannamei (Pacific white shrimp), 651 nucleotides. Lineage: Eukaryota; Metazoa; Arthropoda; Malacostraca; Decapoda; Penaeidae. The record is from RefSeq and is a predicted model, not a curated record.